Protopolystoma xenopodis is the source of this 396-nucleotide messenger RNA. The record is from the annotation of a GenBank genome assembly. NCBI's taxonomy places the organism in Eukaryota, Metazoa, Platyhelminthes, Monogenea, Polystomatidea, Polystomatidae.
UUACUGCGUGUUGAUGUCAGUCGAAGACUUGGCUCUGGACUAGAAGAUGCGGAUGCUAUAAAACGUCAUCCAUUUUUCCGCAACACUAGCUGGGAGCAAGUGUAUGCUCGCCAAGUUGAGCCGCCUUUUAAGCCAACUCUUAUUUCUGACACUGAUGUUUCUCUCUUUGAUACAAAGUUUACAUCUGAGAGUCCCGUCGAAAGUCCUGAUGAUGGCGUACCAAUUUCGGCAGCAGAUUCGGAUGUAUUUGAGGGAUUCACUUAUGUCGAUCCGCAAGUUCAUAUCGCCAUGGCACGUGACUUGUUCGCCAGUGAUAGGCCACGCCGAAGAUCAGGGGCAUCUAUCAGCAGGUCGGGUUAUCUAAGUUUUUUGCGGCAUUUAUUAGUGCCUUGCUAA